Messenger RNA from Raphanus sativus (radish), 1019 nucleotides. RefSeq names its product adrenodoxin-like protein 2, mitochondrial. Bases 179 to 757 code for a protein of 192 amino acids. Gene Ontology annotation, molecular function: 2 iron, 2 sulfur cluster binding. Gene Ontology annotation, cellular component: mitochondrion. Gene Ontology annotation, biological process: P450-containing electron transport chain. NCBI's taxonomy places the organism in Eukaryota, Viridiplantae, Streptophyta, Magnoliopsida, Brassicales, Brassicaceae. The transcript has 8 exons. The record is from RefSeq and is a predicted model, not a curated record.
GGUUGGUUCGGUUUUGAGAUACCGCGAACUAAAGGAGGAGGUUGUCCUUGUCGACGCAGGACGCCCUAAGUCCUCUCUUUGUUCCUCUUUCCUCCAUCAAUCUUCAAUCACUCUUAAGAAAAAGUAUCUUCCUUUCGUCGAAUUUUCUAUAAACUGAGCUUUCGUGGGCGCCAGAAUCAUGCUCUUCCAUAGGCUAUCAAGAUUAGGCUCUCGCAUUGUUAAGCAGCUUCCUAGAGAGAGGCAUUUGUCAGUAUGUGGGAUGCGGGUUUUACAAAGGUCUUAUGCUCAAUAUCUGCAAUCUUCUUCGGCUGUUGUACUACAGAGGCAACCUCAGCAAGCUUUUUUCUCAAACAAUAAUCAUCAUCGGUGUACAUCGUUCAGCACUGUCUCUGAAACAGAAAAGAUAAACGUUAUCUUUGUUGAUAAAGAUGGAGAGGAGAUUCAUAUUAAGGUCCCAGUUGGAAUGAACAUCCUUGAAGCUGCUCAUGAAAACGAUAUCGAACUCGAAGGGGCUUGUGAAUGUUCUCUAGCCUGUUCCACGUGCCAUGUGAUUGUUAUGGACACGGAGUACUACAACAAACUGGAAGAACCAACAGAUGAAGAGAAUGAUAUGCUGGAUCUUGCUUUUGGGUUAACAGAAACGUCGCGAUUGGGAUGUCAAGUCAUAGCAAAACCAGAGCUAGAUGGAAUACGCUUAGCCAUUCCUUCAGCCACUAGGAAUUUUGCAGUUGAUGGAUUCGUUCCAAAACCUCACUAAGCCACUUCGAAGUGUUCUCACAGGGAGGGGAGUAUUCUAUUAGUUGAGUUACUUGAGUUGAAAGAGUUUUCGAGUUUACACACUUGUUUAAAAUCAGAAACACCAUACUACAAUAAAACCUUGGGAAGUUGUAACUCAGAAGUCAGAAGGUUCUUUCUAGCAGCAUUCUUAUUGUAUGUUUUGAUUUUGUUACAAACAUGAAGAAGUUCUCUUUUAGCAAACCCAAACAGUAAUAUUUAAAGGUCAAUUAUUCAAAUAACAA